Molecule: messenger RNA, 3047 nt
Organism: Sciurus carolinensis (gray squirrel)
Lineage: Eukaryota; Metazoa; Chordata; Mammalia; Rodentia; Sciuridae
Gene: Aifm3
Product: apoptosis inducing factor mitochondria associated 3
Exons: 21
Coding region: 907-2724 (605 amino acids)
Biological process (GO): execution phase of apoptosis
Cellular component (GO): mitochondrion; cytoplasm
Molecular function (GO): 2 iron, 2 sulfur cluster binding; oxidoreductase activity, acting on NAD(P)H; flavin adenine dinucleotide binding
Source: RefSeq, a predicted model, not a curated record
GGGAAAGGUCAUUUGUAAAUGAGAAAGCUGCACAUUUGUCCUGGGCCCUCCAAAGUGCACCCAUAAGUUGCAUCUUCCAGAAGGCCCACCUUAUGCCUUGAGUACACCUUUGCUGCACUGAUCUUUCUGCUGAAUAGGUGCCCCAUCCCCCAGCCCAAUGCUUCACAGGGCCUUAGAGUGAUAAGGAAUCCUGGAACCCUGCUCUUCUUAGAACUAAGGUGGGGAAGGGGGUGGGAGGCCACUCCCUGACCUGCUGCUUGACCUUGAUGAGACCUUGGCCCCUCAGUUUCUCAGACUUCUGCUGGGCAUGACCUUAGCACCACUGGGCCAGGGAUGGGGGUGGGGGAACCUUUAUGGCUGCUAGGCACGGGCUGUGGCAGGGCUGUGUGCCUGGCUUCUUUCUCCCCCAACCCUAUUAGUCCCGGGCUGGCCGCCCGCUCUUAUUCACCACAAAGCUGGGUUUCCCUGGGGACCAGUGGACUGGCCUAGCCCCACACCCCUGCCACAGCCCCUCCUGGCCACAGCUCACACUGGGAGGAGGGGUAGAGACUGAGCCACCUCCUGGACCCUGCCCUGCCUGUCAAGGCCCAGCAGCUUCCGUCCACUGCUGGGCUAAGAGGAAGGAAUAGUGUUUGCUUUUGGAGGAGGUAGGUGUCCAGGGACUGCCAGCCAGGGUGGAGGCUGAGGCCAGAGAGAACCCUGUGUCACUCACAUUGGAAUAAGAAGAAAUCCAAGGACCAGGAAGGCUCUGUCUUGCCCAAGGUCCUAGAGGCAGUUCCAACUGGGAUGGCAACUCCAGCAUUUCUAAGGGCAGCAGGAGACCUAGUCCCAUGGGGGGCACCCUAGACCUCCGACAGACCAACCAUCUGUGCCCCUGCCUGCCUGCUGGUCCUCAGGUCACUCACCAUGGGCGGCUGCUUCUCCAAGCCCAAGCCAGUGGAACUCAAGAUUGAGGUGGUGCUGCCUGAAAAGGAGCGGGGCAAGGAGGAACUGUCAGCUAGUGGGAAAGGCAGCCCCCGGGCCUACCAGGGCAAUGGCACAGCCCGUCACUUCCACACUGAAGAACGCCUGCCAGCCCCCCACCCCUACCCCGGCCCUCAGGACUGCGUGGAGGCUGCUGUCUGCCAUGUCAAGGACCUGGAGAAUGGCCAGAUGCGGGAAGUGGAACUGGGCUGGGGAAAGGUAUUGCUGGUGAAAGACAAUGGGGAAUUCCAUGCCCUGGGCCACAAGUGUCCACACUACGGUGCACCCCUGGUGAAAGGAGUGUUAUCCCGUGGCCGGGUGCGCUGCCCCUGGCAUGGCGCCUGCUUCAACAUCAGUACUGGGGACCUGGAGGACUUCCCAGGCCUGGAUAGUCUGCACAAGUUCCAGGUGAAGAUUGAGAAGGAGAAGGUGUACGUCCGAGCCAGCAAGCAGGCCCUACAGCUGCAGCGAAGGACCAAGGUGAUGGCCAAGUGUAUCUCUCCAAGUGCUGGGCACAGUGGCAGCACCAAUGUGCUCAUUGUGGGCGCAGGUGCUGCUGGCCUGGUGUGUGCAGAGACACUGCGGCAGGAGGGCUUCUCAGACCGGAUCGUCCUGUGCACGCUGGACCGGCAUCUCCCCUAUGACCGGCCAAAGCUCAGUAAGUCCCUGGAUGCACAACCUGAGCAACUGGCCCUGAGGCCCAAGGAGUUCUUCCGAGCCUAUGGCAUCGAGGUGCUCACUGAAGCUCAGGUGGUCACGGUGGAUGUGAGAAACAAGAAGGUCGUGUUCAAGGACGGCUUCAAGCUGGAGUAUAGCAAACUGUUGUUGGCACCAGGAAGCAGCCCUAAGACCCUGAGCUGCAAAGGUAAAGAAGUAGAGAAUGUGUUCACUAUCCGGACGCCUGAGGAUGCCAAUCGUGUGGUGAGGCUGGCCCGGGGCCGCAAUGCAGUUGUCGUGGGAGCUGGCUUCUUGGGUAUGGAGGUGGCUGCCUAUCUAACUGAGAAGGCCCAUUCUGUGUCUGUGGUGGAGCUGGAGGAAACGCCCUUCAGGAGAUUCCUGGGGGAGCGUGUUGGCCGUGCCCUCAUGAAGAUGUUUGAGAACAACCGGGUGAAGUUCUACAUGCAGACAGAGGUGUCAGAGCUGCGGGCUCAGGAGGGAAAGCUGAAGGAGGUUGUGUUGAAGAGCAGCAAGGUCAUUCGGGCUGAUGUCUGCGUGGUGGGCAUUGGUGCGGUGCCUGCAACGGGCUUUCUGAGGCAAAGUGGCAUUGGUCUGGAUUCCCGAGGCUUCAUCCCUGUCAACAAGAUGAUGCAGACCAAUGUCCCAGGUGUGUUUGCAGCUGGUGAUGCUGUCACCUUUCCCCUUGCCUGGAGGAACAAUCGGAAAGUGAACAUCCCCCACUGGCAAAUGGCUCAUGCCCAGGGGCGCGUGGCGGCCCAGAACAUGCUGGCUCAGGAGGCGGAGAUCAGCACGGUGCCCUACCUGUGGACUGCUAUGUUCGGCAAGAGUCUGCGCUACGCGGGCUACGGAGAAGGCUUUGAUGACGUCAUCAUCCAAGGGGAUCUGGAGGAGCUGAAAUUUGUGGCUUUUUACACCAAAGGUGAUGAGGUGAUCGCUGUGGCCAGCAUGAACUAUGAUCCCAUCGUAUCCAAGGUGGCUGAGGUGCUGGGCUCUGGUCGUGCCAUCCGGAAGCGGGAGGUGGAGCUGUUUAUGCUGCACAGCAAGACUGGCGACAUGUCUUGGCUCACAGGGAAAGGAUCCUGAGUUCAAGUGUAGUGGAUGUGGGCAGGCACGGUGGGGUACCAGGGACAAAGGCCAAGCCCUGGGGGCAGGUGCCAAUCUCCAAUUUCCCAGCAUCCCUCAGGGCAGAAUUUGAGCCUUCCCAAUGCUUGCCUUUGGCUGCCUGGCUCCCCUCCAGAGUGGCCUCCGCUGCCUCCAGAAGAUGCUCAGACACCAGGGCCUCAGCUGCCACUGACAGCUGGCACUGGAGGUGGGACAAACCCUGCCUCUUUUCCCUCUGUUGGGACUGGUUCCCUGGAGGUCCCUGCAACAUGUUAGACAUUAUCUUAAAAUUAAAAUGCAUAUAU